GUGGUGGUGGCGGCGACGACGACUUUUGGCCUCUGGAACCAGGGGCCGCAGAAUUGGGAACCAGGUUUCAGCCUGGUCAGACCUGUUGCCUUCAGUUUCUCCAUCCUUUGGGUAAAGAUGCUGUUACACAACUACUUGGAGUUCUUUAGUUGAAAAAUUCUCUGUGGACAGAAGAAUCACAAUGAGUUCAGGCUUAUGGAGCCAAGAAAAAGUUACUUCACCCUAUUUGGAAGAACGGAUUUUUUACUUGCUUCUUCAAGAAUGCAGUGUUUCAGACAAACAAACACAAAAGAUUCUUAAAAUACCAAAGGGGAGUAUAGGACAAUAUAUUCAAGAUCGUUCUUUGGCGCAUACGAGAAUUCCUCUUUCUAAAGGCAAGAAAAAUCAUAUUGGAUUAAAAAUUUUGGAGCAGCCACAUGCAGUCCUUUUUGUGGAUGAGAAGGAUGUAGUAGAAAUAAAUGAAAAAUUCACAGAAUUGCUUUUGGCAAUUACCAAUUGUGAGGAAAGAUACAGUCUAUUUAAAAACAGAAGCAGACUAAGUAAAGGCCUCCAGAUAGAUGUGGGAUGCCCUGUGAAAGUACAGCUGAGAUCUGGGGAAGAAAAAUUUCCUGGACUUGUACGCUUCAGAGGACCCUUGUUAACAGAGAGGACAGUGUCGGGAAUAUUCUUUGGAGUAGAAUUGGUGGAAGAAGGUCGUGGUCAAGGUUUCACUGAUGGAGUUUACCAAGGAAAACAGCUUUUCAGAUGUGAUGAAGAUUGUGGUGUCUUUGUGGCUUUGGACAAAUUAGAGCUUAUAGAAGAUGAUGACAAUGCACUGGAAAGUGAUUAUGCAGGCCCGGGUGACAUGAUGCAGGUUGAACUUCCUCCUUUGGAAAUAAAUUCCAGAGUUUCUUUGAAGGUUGGAGAAGGUAUAGAAUCUGGAACAGUUAUAUUCUGUGAUGUCUUACCAGGAAAAGAGAAUUUAGGAUACUUUGUUGGAGUUGACAUGGAUAAUCCAAUUGGAAAUUGGGAUGGAAGAUUCAAUGGAAUACAACUUUGUAGUUUUGCAAGUGUUGAAAGUACACUUCUGUUGCAUAUCAAUGAUAUCCUCCCAGAUAGUGUGACACAAGAAAGAAGGCCUCCCAAACUUGCGUUUAUGCCAAGAGGUGGUGGGGAUAAAAGUUUAUCCAGUCAUAGUAAACCAAAGGCUACAGGAUCUACCUCAGACCCUGGAAAUAGAAGCAGAUCUGAAUUAUUUUACACCUUAAAUGGUGGUUCUGUUUAUUCUCAACCACAAACCAAAUCAAAAAAUACAUGGUACAUUGAUGAAGUUGCUGAAGACCCUGCAAAAUCUCUGACAGAUAUAUCUCCAGAUUUUGGCCAUUCUUCACCACCUCUGCAACCUCCUUCUUUGAACUCUUCAACCAAUGAGAACAGAUUUCACUCUUUACCAUUUAGCUUGACAAAGAUGCCAAAUACCAAUGGAGGUAUUGGGCAUAGUCCUCUGUCUCUGUCUGUUCAGUCAGUGAUGGGAGAUCUAAACAACUCUCCUGUCCAGGAGAGUCCACCUUUGACUGUACCCUCAAGCAAUUCACAUGGUCUUGAAGUAGGAUCGUUGGCUGAAGUUAAAGAUAAUCCUCCUUUCUUUGGUGUAAUCCGUUGGAUUGGUCAGCCACCAGGACUAAAUGAAGUAUUAGCAGGACUGGAACUGGAAGAUGAAUGUGCAGGCUGUACAGACGGAACUUUUAGGGGUACACGUUAUUUCACCUGUGCCCUGAAGAAGGCGCUGUUCGUUAAACUCAAGAGCUGCCGGCCUGAUUCUAGGUUUGCCUCACUUCAGCCAGUUUCCAACCAGAUUGAACGGUGCAACUCUUUAGCAUUUGGAGGUUACUUAAGUGAAGUGGUAGAAGAGAAUACUCCACCAAAAAUGGAAAAAGAAGGUUUAGAGGUAAUGAUUGGAAAGAAGAAAGGAAUCCAGGGCCAUUAUAAUUCUUGUUAUUUAGACUCUACCUUAUUCUGCUUAUUUUCUUUUAGUUCUGUUCUGGACACUGUCUUACUUAGGCCAAAAGAAAAGAAUGAUGUAGAAUAUUAUAGCGAAACUCAAGAACUACUGAGAACAGAGAUUGUAAAUCCUCUUAGAAUAUAUGGAUAUGUUUGUGCCACAAAAAUUAUGAAACUGAGGAAAAUUCUUGAGAAAGUUGAGGCUGCAUCAGGUUUUACAUCAGAGGAAAAAGAUCCUGAAGAGUUCUUGAACAUCUUGUUUCAUCAUAUUUUGAGGGUAGAACCAUUAUUAAAGAUAAGAUCUGCAGGACAAAAGGUACAAGAUUGUUACUUCUAUCAAAUUUUUAUGGAAAAAAAUGAAAAAGUUGGUGUUCCUACAAUUCAACAGCUGCUAGAAUGGUCUUUUAUCAAUAGUAACCUAAAAUUUGCAGAGGCACCAUCAUGUCUGAUUAUUCAGAUGCCUCGAUUUGGAAAAGACUUCAAACUCUUCAAAAAAAUUUUUCCUUCAUUGGAGUUAAAUAUAACAGAUUUACUUGAAGAUACUCCUAGACAGUGCCGUAUAUGUGGAGGACUUGCCAUGUAUGAAUGCAGAGAAUGUUAUGAUGAUUCUGACAUUUCUGCUGGAAAAAUCAAGCAAUUUUGUAAAACCUGCAAUACACAAGUUCACCUUCAUCCCAAGAGGUUAAAUCAUAAAUACAACCCAGUGUCACUUCCCAAAGACUUACCUGACUGGGAUUGGAGACAUGGCUGCAUACCUUGUCAAAAGAUGGAAUUGUUUGCUGUUCUCUGCAUUGAAACAAGCCAUUAUGUUGCAUUUGUAAAGUAUGGGCGAGAUGACUCUGCUUGGCUCUUCUUUGACAGCAUGGCGGACCGUGAUGGUGGUCAGAAUGGCUUUAACAUUCCUCAAGUUACCCCAUGUCCAGAAGUUGGGGAGUACUUGAAAAUGUCUCUAGAAGAACUGCAUUCCCUGGACUCCAGGAGAAUCCAAGGCUGUGCACGAAGACUUCUUUGUGAUGCAUAUAUGUGCAUGUAUCAGAGUCCAACAAUGAGUUUGUAUAAGUAAAUAAUGAUGAUCAACUGGAAAAGGAGAAGAAACUGUAUGAAAAUUUUUAUUGUUGCAUUUUAUUUGAGUUGGCUGUCCUGAUUAGCAUCCAUUGCCGGCAUUGGAUGCCUCUGAGUGAUGAUCCUUAAGAAAAGGAUUAAUGUAUUGAAAAACAAAUUGCAUUUAUGUUAUUGAAUAUUUAAAUAAGAAGCAUUUUGCACUCUAGAAAGUAUGUUUGUGUUGGUUUUUUAAGAAAUCUAAUGAAGUUAUUAAAACCUGAAGCUUUAAGUUAAGUGCAUUGAUCAUAUAAUAUUUUUGGAGGCAUAGAAAUUGAUUUGUAACAGUUUUAAAAACCUCCUUAGUCCAUUGAGAAUGUCAAAUUCUUGGAAAAGCACAUAACCCUGUGCUUGGAGAAUUACAGUGGACCAAGGAUACCAAAUAAUUUUUCCUUUGUAGCUAAUGGUUGCCUUGAGGAAGAAAUAAUUUGGUUUUAUUAAGAGGUUUGAUUUCAACACAGUUAAUAGAGUUGUUUUGCUGAAUUUGUUUUAACUCUUUCCUAUCUAGUUCAAGUUUUUGCAUGUCAGGAAUCCUGAAUUUGUUUCUACGGUUGUUGUCAGAAAAUGCCUACCCUUUCUCUCCAGUAUUGUUGAUUUCUGUUUGUUCUGCCUUUUUUCCCCCGAUAGAUGCGUGGAACUAUUUUCUAAAUAACAAACAAACAAACAAAAAAAACCCAAACAAAAGACAAAAUGUUUUUUUGUGAUGUAAUGGUCUUGGGGGAUUGGGUCAGUAAUAUUUGACAAAAAAAGCUAUUCAUAUAUAGUAGUAGAUAUCAGCUGACUGAUCUAUUUUUUCAGACUUCUUUAUAAACUUUUUUUGUGGAAUGGAGAACAGUAAAUUUCUAAAAGUGUUCAGAUGUUAAGUUGAACCAAAUACUAGCUUUUAGUAGCCAGUCCUACAUAAGUGUAGUCCAAAAAAUUUAAAUUUUUGGUAUGGGAAGUCAUAUGGUAAUUUUUUUUAAAAAAAGAUAUUAAGUCCCAUAACCUUUUAGUAGAUUUAAAUCUAAAUGCCUAGGACUAAAACAUUUAACAUACAGGAUCAUAGCUAGGAAUCAAAGUUCAGAUUAAUUUCAUCUGAGAUAAUGCUUCUUAUGAAUCUUUUUGUAUUCUGUGAAAACAUACUGUCAACUGGUUUCAUCCUGACUUCUAUGGAAACUAUGAAAAAAAGCCUGAUGUUUUCUUAGUUAAUAUCUGUUGCGUGUAUAUACCGCAAUUGGAUGUUGUAGAUUCUAUUUAUAGAUACGAAUUUCAUUGUUGUGGAAUGUGUAAUCUCAAAUUAUUUUAUACUUUUGGUGUCUCUGAGCUAACUUCUUAACCAUGCAGAAAGACAAGAUUGAGUCAUGUGCUUAUAGCAUAUGACUGUAUAAGUGUUUAGUAUUAUAAAAAUGCCCAAAUGGCUAAAAUCUUUAUAAAUUAAAAGCUUUUUUAAAAAGUUUAACAUUUUCUUUAGUUGCAUCAUUCCUUUAAAAACAUUUAUUAAUUUAAAAACUACAACAGUGUACAAAAAAUUAUUCUCUUAAAUUGUUGGAAUUCAUGAGCUAAGAUUUGUUCAGUAAUAUCUUGGGGAAGUGCCACAAAAAGCUCACUGUACUAGGACUUGGGAGAUCUCUCUUCUAGUCCUGGAUUUUCUUUUUUUAACCAUUUAUUUGGGCCUAGAUAAGUCACUAAUUUCUUAUGGCCUCAGUUUCUUAAUCUGCAAUAUUAGGGAGUGGAGUAAGGUGACCUGUAAAGUCCUUUCCAGAUUUCAUAUUCCUUAAUUUAUAUAAUACUUUUUCAACUAAAGUCAUUAAUGUAAUUUUAAAAUAUAUUAUUCUCGAGGACAGGUCAGGAUUCAAAUUGAUCUUUUAUCUGCAUUGUCUUUUAGUUUCUAUCUUUUGACAUAACUUGAUAUUUAACAUCAGUUGGACAUGUGAUGAUAAGAAAUUAGUAGAUAAUUCUUUUCUUUUUUUUUUAAAUAUCUAACUUGAGAAAAACCUGUCUGUGAGGAAAGAUUUUUAGUUGUUAAAGAACUGAUGAUUUAAUGCUUUCCUAUUGAAAUGUGGUACAUUUUUUCUCUACAAAGUUCCUUAGUCAUAACUUAUUUAUUUUUGUUAUAUUGGGAUUUUAAUUUACUGUUUUCCUUUGUCAACAACACUGAAAAUAAAAAUAGUCCUAGAGGGAAUGAAAGAGCACAGUACUAUGGUUCUUUUUUGAUGGCUUAAAAUUUUAAAUAGACCAGAAGUACCUAUCUUGUUUCCCUCUUUUCUUUUUUGGUUUUCAUUUUUCUCUUUUCCCUUUUUUUUUCCCCCCACCCAAUGUGUCUGAACUGUCAAAUGGAUAAGAUAGGGAGAGAGAAGACAGUGGUGAUGUAGUCUUACUUAGAUGGUGUUGCAUCCUCUGUACUUCCCUUGUCCCUCUUUUCUUUAAAUGUCAAAUUCAAUUCUUCAACCUUUAAAAAGUUUUUCAAAUGCUUGGAAAUGCUUUCUUCCCUGACUGUUUUAUCUAUAAUCAAGAGAAAAGAUAAUAGAGGAAAAUCCUGUUGUGGCAUAAUCAUUGCAUUACACACAGAUGUGGAUUAAAAAAUGUUUUAUUUUAGGUCCACUAAAUGAUAGCUAUUAAACAAUUAAUACAACAGGCAUAUAAGAUCUUUUCUCCCAAAUUAUUAAUUAUUUAAUUGGCAGAUUCUCUAGUUCCUUUCUAUUCCAAAUUUUUUUGACCUGCUUCACCUUUUCCCUCCCCCCAGGUUAUGUUCAUCCCAUAAUAAUUGUUUGGACAUGAAACAUUUUCUAUAUUGAGUUAUAUUAUCUUAUUAUUUAAAUGAAUAUAGUUUAUAUACAGGCAUUAUUGUCUACUCAUCUUUAUAUUGGCAUUCACUGCUUAGCUAUAUGAUUCUGUGCUUUUAGAUAGUUGUGGGAAAAGUUGUUCUAAGUAUUCACUAAUAUGAAACAGCAGACAUUAGCUGAGUCUUAGUGGUUAUCAUCAAAUAAGUUUUAAGUACCCAUUAUUAUUUGCUUAACUGUGCUAUUAAGCUCUGUAGAGAAUUCAGGAGAAGUAUAAUAUAAUUCCUAUUCUUAGGAAACUUACACCAUAAUUGUGACAUUGGGUUAUCUUAUAUUAUUUUGUUAAUGGUCCCUGGUAUUAAUGUGAAUAAGUAAGAUUUAACUAUAGUAUCAAAUAUGUGAUUUGAAUGCAAGGCUACAUCAAGUAAAAAUUUCAUCUAUUUUAACUGGCUUUCCCUCAGAUAGUUAUGGUCAUUGGAGAAAAAAGGUACUAUGGCUGUGUCGUUCCAAAUGCAAACUAUUCUUCCCAUAUUUUAAGAUGAGUUUUUAUUGUGUUAUCUGGACUUCUCCCUCAUUAUUUGAACUCUCUAGAAAAAUAUAGCUUCUAAAGACCAAAGAAAUAAGGAGAUAAGUCAUCAUAGAGUUGGAGAUAACGCUAUCAGCUACUUGCUAGAUGAAAAUGUAUAAUCAUGCUUGGAAACUGAGAUAAUAAAUAGUUGAAUGUUUUUUGUCAGGUGAAAUAGGAUAUGUUUUUCUAGGGAAUGGUAACAUUGACAAAACAGCUAUAUUUUUCUGUUGAUGAAAAAAAUGAUGAAAUUCCCAAAACUGAGACAAAAAAUACAAAAUGGAAACCAACAUUUGCUAAUAAAAUAGCGGACAAACUCUUGAAAACCUAAGAGGUACUAAAUGUAAACAAGGGCUCAUAUUAGUCAUAGAUAGAUAUUGCUCUUAUCUAUUCAGAGCAAAGGAUUUCAGAAAGCAAAUCAUGCUACUGAAAAUUAACAGUAUUUUCUUUUAUACUUAAAAAAAUAUGAAUAUUAUUCUGAGGAAAAGAAGGGGGAAAAUUUUAUAGGAACAAGUGAAGACUUUCCAAAAUUGUCACCUGUCAGGUGAACAAAGGGAAAGAUUUGGUAGAUUUGUUAAAGGCCUAUUUUUGUGGCUUUAAACAAGAUUAAAAGAUUAGAAAAUAAACUUGAUCCAGAGUGCAAAUAUUUUUAAAUGGAAAAUGAACAGAAACCAUAUAUUACUUUGAGAGGAGGAGAAAGGAUUUUAUUUCUUGUUUUCCUGUAUCUAGCAGGGAGACACCUUUUCCUUUGCAGUACUUGAGGCAUAAAUUCUUUCUUUUUGCCUGGAUAAGGUAAGGAAAAGAAGAUUAGUGCUGGAGAUCUAAACUUCAGUAACCAGAGUUUCAGAAAACAAAUAUCCACUAAUUUAAAUAGUUAACUUGAAUUUGAUAUAUAUCUAUAUCUAUAAGUAUCUAUAUAUAUUCAUACACACAUAUUUUCAUAUAUAGAUACAUAUAGAUAUAGAUAUAUGCAUACAUACAUGUCUUUAAAGCACUUUUUUUUUAAUUCCUAAAGGAUUAUCAUGAAGACAUAGGUGUCGCUGGUGACAUUUGGCUUUGUUAUACAAAAUGGCCUAAUACUGUAUAAUUCCAAGUCCUGAAAGCCUUUACAUUGUGAUGUUGGAGGAUUUAGUUCCAUUUGUAAUUUUCAAAUUGUUUGGGGUUUGUUUAUUGUUAAUUUGGUGUAAAGAAACAUGCUUUAUUGUGUACUUUCCAUUCUUGAUAUAUUAUUGUUGUUUUUUUCUUGAAGAAUAUGGUUUAUUUAUGAAAACAUUCUUUUAAAAAAAAUCAUUGGAUAUCCCAUUAUUAUCAGGUUGCUCUGAUUUAGCCUUAAUUUUGUUAAAUUUUUUAGAGAUGAAUGAAGUGCUGCUGUGGAAAGGAAUGUACUAUAUACUAUUUCUGUAUCAUUAAAAUUAAAUUUUUAUGGUU
This is a messenger RNA of Antechinus flavipes (yellow-footed antechinus), 7830 nucleotides long. It is a transcript of the gene CYLD, whose product is annotated as CYLD lysine 63 deubiquitinase. Gene Ontology annotation, biological process: regulation of intrinsic apoptotic signaling pathway; positive regulation of extrinsic apoptotic signaling pathway; protein K63-linked deubiquitination. Gene Ontology annotation, cellular component: cytosol. The transcript has 18 exons. The coding region runs from base 182 to 3043 and encodes 953 amino acids. NCBI's taxonomy places the organism in Eukaryota, Metazoa, Chordata, Mammalia, Dasyuromorphia, Dasyuridae. Gene Ontology annotation, molecular function: K63-linked deubiquitinase activity; cysteine-type deubiquitinase activity. The record is from RefSeq and is a predicted model, not a curated record.